AUGGAGUGCACUAUGGCCCGCUACGGAGACAUGAGGGACCGCCUGCACCCUUAUGUCCCCCCUUGGGAUCCCAUGGAUUUGGAUACGCCGGAUAGAGAGGUUAUGGACCCCGAGUCUGACAUGGAGGCGGAGCCCUCUUCUGAUCGGGAUUACGAGGAAAAGUGUUCUAUCAUCUUUGUGUCGUUUGUGGGGGGCUUGUCAUUUGGAGCUGACUCCUUGAGUUCAGGUCAGUCUAUGAAAGAUGGAGAGACAUUGGUCUCUUCCGGCCACAGCUUUGAGCUUGGCUUCUUCUCUCCUGGAAGCUCCAAGAGCAGGUACUUGGGGAUAUGGUACAAGAUCACUCCUGAGACAGUAGUUUGGGUGGCUAAUGGAGGCAACCCGCUAACUGAUUCGAGUGGUGUUCUCACGUCUGGCCAUGAGGGGACUCUAGCUCUUCUGAACCAAUCGAAGGGUGUUGUUUGGUCUUCGAAUUCGUCUGGGGUCCUAACCAAUCCUGUUGCAUGUCUCCUGGAGUCUGGAAACCUUGUUCUUUGGGAUAACAUCAGUUCAAAUCCCGGUGAUACCUAUUCGGGGCAAAGCUUUGAUUACCCGUGCGACACGCUUUUAUCCGAUAUGAAACUGGGGUCGAACUUGAGAACCGGUUUCAAAUGGUAUCUGACCGCAUGGAAAAGCGUGGAUGACCCUUCCCCUAGCGACUACACCUGUGGAUUAGACGACCAAGGGCUGCCACAUAUUGUUAUACUCAGGAACUGUUCGACAAGGACAUAUCGGAGUGGUGUGUGGAAUGGAGUCGAGUUCAGCGGUCUCUCAGUGGCUGCGAAUUCCAUCUCGAGGCAAAUGUUGGUCAACAACCAGACGGAUGUCUGUUUCGCUUAUCAAGCUCUGGAUGAUGGGAUUAUCACCAGAGUCAGUCUGAAUGAGUCCGGGUCAUUACAACGACUUGUGAGGAAGAAAGAAAGUGCUAGUUGGAUUGUCAUGUACUCGCUUCCCAAUGAUUCAUGCGACAACUACGCAUUAUGCGGAGCUAAUGGUUUCUGCAGAAGUAACCUCUCCUCGAAAUGCCAGUGCUUGCAGGGUUUCAUACCCAAGUCACCGGAAGAAUGGCAAAUGCUUUAUUUUUCUGGUGGCUGCAUGAGGAAGGUGCCUGUAAAUUGUUCAAAAGGAGAAGGGUUUUUCAAACUUUCAAGGGUAAGCUGCCUGAUCUGGAAUGACAUUGACUUACCACUUUUUGAUCUUGAUACCAUUACUGUUGCUACUGACAAUUUCUCUCCGAGAAAUUUGCUUGGACCUGGAGGCUUUGGUUCAGUCUACAAGGGAACUCUUUCCACAGACCAAGAAAUAGCGGUGAAAAGGUUGUCAAAGGAUUCUGGGCAAGGACUUGAAGAGUUUAGGAAUGAAGUAGGCCUGAUUGCCAGACUUCAAGACAGGAAUCUUGUCAGCCUUCUUGGCUGCUGCGUUGACAGAGACGAAAGAUUGUUGAUUUACGAAUACAUGCCAAAUAAAAGCUUGAAUAACUUUAUCUUUGCUCAUGACAACCGCAUCUGGUUGGCACGGCAUAGGCGCUUUGAGAUUAUCUUUGGAAUUGGACGCGGAAUUCUUUAUCUCCACCAAGAUCCGAAGCUUCAAGUCGUCCAUAGAGACCUUAAAACAAGCGACAUUUUGCUGGAUGCCAACCUGAAUCCCAAGAUUUCCGAUUUCGGAUUAGAAAGAAUCUUUGGAGGCGAUGAAAAAGAAGCAAGAACAAGAAGAAUAACCGGAACUUUCGGAUAUAUGUCCCCAGAGUAUGCCUUCGAUGGAAAAUUCUCAGUUAAGUCUGACGUGUUUAGCUUUGGAGUGCUCUUAUUGGAGAUAGUUAGUGGGAAAAGGAACAGAGGAUUCUGCCGUCCAAGCCACCACCACAACCUUCUUGGACAUGCAUGGUUGCUUUGGGAUGAAGGCAGGGCAUUGGAGCUUAUGGAUGAUUCUUUGGCUGACUCCGCCAUUACAUCUCAAGUAGAGAGGUGCAUUCAUGUGGGUUUGUUGUGUGUCCAGAAAUUUCCUGGUGAUCGGCUAACUAUGUCUUCUGUGGUUUUCAUGUUAGCAAAUGAAGAAGCAAUAUUGCCACAUCCUAAACCGCCCGGUUUCUUCAUGGAAAGAAGGCUAACAAAUUCAGGUGCAACUUCACCAAGAGAACUCUAUACAGACAAUCUCAUUACCAUAACAAUGCCAGAAGGUCGAUAUGGCUCUGCCACCAGCUGGUUGGUGGAAUGCAUCCAAUUCAACGGUUUCUCCAUCGGAGUGAAUCCCAUUUCGCGGCAAACGUUUGUUUAUAACAGGACGGAUCUGUAUUUUGAGUAUAACCUUUUAAAGGAUGAGAUCGUCACCAGAAUCGUCUUGAAUGAGUCGGGUUUGUUGCAGCGUCUGGUGAGGACAAAAGACGGCAUUGGUUGGACUGUCAUGUACUCCUUCCCUGAUGAUCCUUGGGACGGCUAUGCGCUAUGUGGAGCCAAUGGUUUCUGCAGAAGCAACAGAUUUUCGAGAUGUGAUUGCUUGCAGGAUUUUGUACCAAAGGUACCAGAGCAGUGGCAAAUGCUCAAUUGGUCUGGUGGUUGUGUGAGGGAAGUGGUCGAGUGCUUAAAGAACUGCUCUUGUACAGCUUAUGCUAAUUCAAAUGUGGGAGGAGGAGGGAGCGGUUGUCGAAUGUGGUUUGGGGACCUAAUGGAUAUCAGCUGCAUCAUAGAGAAUCCUCCUCAAUACCAGAUUGAAGUUGUAGUCUAUUACAUGUUUCUCAACUCGAGGCAUGCAAAGGAUGACAUUGACCUUCCAUUAUUUGAGUUGGAUACGAUUGCUGCUGCUACUAAUAAUUUCUCUCCGACGAAUAUGAUUGGAUCAGAAGGCUUUGGUUCAGUCUACAAUGGAAACCUUUCAACGGACCAAGAAAUAGCAGUGAAAAGGUUGUCAAAGAAUUCAGGACAAGGUGGAGAAGAGUUCAUGAAUGAAGUAGCUUCAAUUGCCGGACUUCAACACAAGAAUCUCGUUGGGCUUCUAGGCUGCUGCAUUGAGAAAGAAGAAAGAAUGUUGAUUUACGAAUACAUGGCGAAUAAAAGGUUGGAUAAUUUUAUUUUUGAUUGCAACAGACCCUUUUCCUUGGAAUGGGAAAAGUGCUAUGACAUUGUAAUUGGAAUUGGACGAGGGCUCCUUUAUCUCCACCAAGAUUCCAAACUUCAAGUGAUUCAUAGAGACCUCAAGACAAGCAACAUCUUGUUGGAUGCCAACCUUAUUCCAAAAAUUUCUGAUUUUGGAUUGGCAAGGAUUUUUGCAGGUGAUAAAAAAGAAGCGAGAACAAAAAGGAUAAUUGGUACUUAUGGUUACAUGUCCCCAGAGUAUGUCAUUGAUGGAAAAUUCUCGGUGAAAUCCGAUGUAUUUAGCUUUGGCAUGCUUUUGUUAGAGACAGUGAGUGGGAAAAGGAACAGAGGAUUUUGCCAUCCAAGUCACCACCACAACCUUCUUGGACAUGCAUGGUUGCUGUGGAAUGAAGGCAAGGCCUUGGAACUUAUGGAUGAUUCUUUACCCGACUCCUACAUUGAAUUUCAAGGAGAGAGAUCUAUACAUGUGGGUUUGUUGUGUGUCCAGAAAUUUCCCGGAGACAGGCAAACAAUGUCUUCUGUUGUUUUCAUGCUGACUAAUCAGGAAGCAAUCUUGCCACAGCCUAAGCAGCCUGGUUUCUUUAUGGAAAGAAGUCCAACGAGCUCAGGUCAGUCCAUGAAAGAUGGAGAGACAUUGGUCUCUUCAGGCCAAAGCUUUGAGCUUGGCUUCUUCUCUCCAGGAAGCUCCAAGAAAAGGUACUUGGGGAUAUGGUACAAGAUCACUCCUGAAACAGUAGUUUGGGUGGCUAACGGAGACAACCCGCUGACCAAUUCGAGUCGUGUUCUCACAUUUGGCCAUGAGGGGAAUCUAGCUCUUCUGAACCAAUCGAAGGGUGUUGUUUGGUCUUCGAAUUCAUCUGGGGUCCUAACCAAUCCUGUUGCACGGCUCCUGGAGUCUGGAAACCUUGUUCUUUGGGAUAACAUCAAUUUGAUUCCCCGUGAUGCCUAUUCGUGGCAAAGCUUUGAUUACCCCUGCGACACACUUUUAUCUGGUAUGAACUGGGGUUGA
Molecule: messenger RNA, 4134 nt
Organism: Rhodamnia argentea
Lineage: Eukaryota; Viridiplantae; Streptophyta; Magnoliopsida; Myrtales; Myrtaceae
Product: G-type lectin S-receptor-like serine/threonine-protein kinase At4g27290
Exons: 18
Coding region: 1-4134 (1377 amino acids)
Biological process (GO): recognition of pollen; protein phosphorylation
Molecular function (GO): ATP binding; protein serine/threonine kinase activity
Source: RefSeq, a predicted model, not a curated record